Molecule: messenger RNA, 473 nt
Organism: Lontra canadensis (Northern American river otter)
Lineage: Eukaryota; Metazoa; Chordata; Mammalia; Carnivora; Mustelidae
Product: cobalamin binding intrinsic factor-like
Exons: 3
Biological process (GO): cobalamin transport
Molecular function (GO): cobalamin binding
Source: RefSeq, a predicted model, not a curated record
AAUACAUUUGUGACUGUUUUGUUCUUUCCUCCACAGACCUGACCAUUGGUCAACUCGCCCUUACCAUCAUGGCCCUCAACUCCUCCUGCCGAGAUCCUGGGAAUAAAGUGUCAGUUCUACAGAGACAAAUGGAAAGCUGGCCACCCUCAAGUCCCAGUGCUCCAGCUUCAACCUUCUAUGGGCCCAGUCUGGCAGUCCUGGCAUUGUGCCAGGAGAACCCAACAAGAGCCUUACCCAUAGCAGCCCGCUUUGCCAAGAUCCUGAGGUUUGGUUCCUCCCCCUUCAAUACGGACACAGGAGCUGUGGCGACCUUGGCUCUGACUUGUAUGUACAACAAGAUCCCAGGAGGUUCAGAUGACGGUUACAAAAUUCUGUUCAGUGAGGUACUACAGGAAGUCGUGAAGAAUGUCAGCAUGAGGAUCAAAGACAAUGGCAUCAUUGGAAACAUCUACAGUACUGGCCUUGCCAUGCAG